AUGAAUGACUCAUUCCGAUCAUCAAAAGCGAACAGUGUAAGACUGUAUCAACCGAAUAAUCAACUGGUCAUCAUCGUUUCCAAAGCGCAAGACUUGCCAAACAGGAAAAAGCUUGACAAACAAUCCCCUUAUUGUGUUGCGCGAAUUCAGGAUCAAGUUCAGAAGACGAAGAUUAUACACCGAGGUGGUCAGAAUCCACACUUUGAUGAUGAGUUGUGGUUUUCGCUCGACAACGUUGAAGAAACGACCGUGAAAUUCAUCGUUUACCACCAAUUGAAAAAAGAUUCCGAACUUGUUUGUAAAGCCGACAUAGACUUCACACCUGCUCUCCGCAGAUCAUCCAAGGAAGGUUAUGAUAACUGGUUUUCUCUCAGCUAUAAUGGAAGGCCAGCAGGGAGAAUUUAUCUGGAAAUGACCUAUUACUCCUCGUCCAAAGAGGUACCCGCUCAUGUUGAACCUUUAAGCCAGCUACGAGUUUUUUCUUCUGCUCUAUCGCAUCCCCUCCCUUCUGCCCAACCAACGCGGUCAAGAAAACCUUCUGACUGUAAUGGUAUGAAGGGCAAGGAAUUGGCUAAUAGUGUUGAAGACCAAGAGGUAAAACGAGCAGGCAAGAUUUUGUGUAAGAGUCAGUCGUUCGAGACAGAGCAAAGCACUUUACAAAGGCUAGUUAAUAAUGCUUGGAGGUUAUCAUCUGCAUUCAAUAAACCUGUCACACGGGCGAGUGUAAUGGAGUUGGAUCUUACUGCCAGACAGCCUGGAGCACACUUGCUAGCACAUAAACUCUUUGAAGAUUCAAGUGAUGAAGAUGAUGAGGUCGAAUCAAGAAAUUAUCGAGGUAGGGCAAAAGAAAACCAAGUUGAGGCAUUCAGUAAUCCCAGCAAUAUUGAGUCAUUACAAGUGAGUAAAACCUUUUCAUCAAACUUGGCUUUCGGCUGGAACAAGCGAGAGAAUUCAGGUAGGAAUAACAUUGAACCUUCAAGUAAUUCAAAACACAUUUUUCCUCUGUCAGAUAGCAAGAAAGUUGCAGUCCGCGAGGUUGCCUCCGAAAUGGACCAAGAAAGUAUUGCACCUGAACCACCAUCUCAUAGAGUCCCUUUGACACAAUUGAAUCGUCCACCUUCCCCAGCUGGCUCUAAGAGAGCUUCUCACAAUCAAAGUAACGAGUAUUCGGGUUCCGAUUGUUCCUCCAGUCUGGAAAAAGACUACAAUAAAUGCAAAUCGAACCUCUCGUACUCACAAAUCAGAAAGCUUCAAAGCAAGCGAUAA
Molecule: messenger RNA, 1266 nt
Organism: Ogataea haglerorum
Lineage: Eukaryota; Fungi; Ascomycota; Pichiomycetes; Pichiales; Pichiaceae
Exons: 1
Coding region: 1-1266 (421 amino acids)
Source: RefSeq, a predicted model, not a curated record